AUGGGAGAAAAAAGUGCAGAACAAGGUGACAGCCAUUCCCUAGAAACUGCUAAUACACAGCAAAGAAAUGAGGAAGCUGCUAUACAAAAAGAACACAGUAAGGAUUAUGUAGAAAUUGAAGAGCAGCCUAAAAUGCAAACAACAGCCAGCAAUGGACAAGAGAGCCGAACAUACACACCAUCACCUCCUUUUCCACAAAGAAUAAAAAGAAAGAAAGAGGAAGCCCAUUUUGAGAAGUUUAUGGAUAUUCUGAAGGAGAUUCAUAUAAACAUACCACUAGUGGAAGCUUUGAAGCAAAUGUCAAAUUAUGUGAAGUUCUUGAAGGAUUGCAGUGCAAUAUUGAAGAACAAGAUCCCUUUAAAGGAGAAAGAUCCUGGAUCGUUCACUAUUCUUGUAUCAAUUGGAGGAAAGGAGCUAGGAAGAGCAUUAUGUGACUUGGGAGCAAGCAUCAACUUAAUGCCUCUAUCUAUUUACAAGAAGUUGGGGAUUGGAGAGGCUAGACCGACUACAGUCACCUUACAACUAGCCGAUAGGCUCAUCACUUAUCUCGAAGGAAAGAUUGAAGACAUCUUAAUUCAAGUUGACAAAUUCAUAUUUCCUACAGAUUUUAUCAUUUUAGAUUAUGAAGCUGAUCAUGAUGUUCAAAUUAUUUUGGGAAGGCCAUUUUUAAAUAUCGGAAGAACAUUAGUAGAUGUCUACAAAGGAACCAUCACGUCAAGAAUGGGUGACCAAAAAUUUGAAUUUAAUAUCAAUGACAGCAUGAAAUAUCCCACAGUGACAGAAGAAUGCUCAGUAGUGUAUGAAUUGACAGAACAACCAGCGACCGAGGAAUGGGAUGAUAGGGAAAGCGAGCAGGAAGAAGACAACAGCUGGAAUGACAUAAUAGAAUAG
Molecule: messenger RNA, 891 nt
Organism: Cucurbita maxima (winter squash)
Lineage: Eukaryota; Viridiplantae; Streptophyta; Magnoliopsida; Cucurbitales; Cucurbitaceae
Exons: 2
Coding region: 1-891 (296 amino acids)
Source: RefSeq, a predicted model, not a curated record